ACUGCUGCUGCUGCGUCGACCGUUGUCCAGUGGGAAUGUUGUGUAGUCGAGCAACAACGGCAUAUAUACACGCACAGCAGCUGAUAAGCCACGGUCGAUCGAAAAGCGUGAGAAAUAAGUGCAGUGUGCGUUCGGAACGCUCGUCCAGCUGGAGUGUGUUUGUUAGUGCCAUUUGACGUUUAUGUGACGGGUGUGUGGUUUUCUGCAUUGCAGUGCAUCCCUUUCGCUCAAGUAUCCGGAUUCCCAAAGUGAACAGACCGAUGCUGGUACGGUCGGGAUUUCUGUUACUGCUGCUUUGGCUCCACCAACGACUACCGGGCUCUAUACAAGCAACCGAACCAACCACCUGGCGUUGCAGUGGAGGACUAUGCAUUCUACCGGAACUAUGCCGUCCUGUCAGCGUCAACGUGUACGAUGAGGUGCAUCUGGACUUUUUCAGCGUAUCAAGUUUCGAUCGUUCUAGCUCUGACGAGUGCCGGUUACCACAUCUCAAAUGCUGUCCAUUCGAUCGUAUCGUCCGUGCACCGGACACCGAACCACCAGACGGGAACGAAAUAGUGUGUGCAGCGCGAAAUAACAACGGCAUUGGACAUGUCGAGCAAAAGGAUAAAACGCGCGCCAAAUAUGGUGAAUUUCCUUGGAUGGCAUUCGUGUACACCGCACAGGCCGAGUACGAGCUGUACCUGUGCGGUGGUACACUGGUUCACUCGAAAGUAGUCAUCACGAUCGCACACUGCAUCGAGAAUCGUACGAGCAGUGAUCUCCGGGUACGCUUGGGCGAAUGGGACCUGGAGCACAUGGUUGAGAUUUAUCCGCCACAGGACCGUGCUGUCAUAGCCAGCGUUACACAUCCCCAAUUUUACAGCGAACUGCUGCUAAACGAUAUCGCUAUCCUGUUCCUGGACGAGCACGUCGACUUUACGGAGGUAGUUGGAAUAGCCUGUUUGCCUCCGCAGAACGCUAACUUCGAUCAUAAGCGGUGCCUUUUUACCGGUUGGGGUGAGGACGAACGUGGUCGCAACUCGUCCGUGCUCAAGCGCACCAAAUUGCCGAUCGUACCGAACGGUCACUGUCAGCGGGUGCUCCGUCGCCAUCUGCUAAACCGAAGUUUCCGGCUGCACCAGGGCUUCCUGUGUGCUGGUGGCGAGUCGGGUAAGGAUGCGUGUCGUGGCGAUGGUGGAUCUCCGCUCGUGUGUCCGAUACCACAAUCUGAGAAUCAGUACUACGUGGUCGGAUUGGUCGCAUUCGGUUACGAGUGUGGUACACAGGGUGUGCCGGGAGUUUACGUCAAUGUUCCUCACUAUCGUGACUGGAUCGAUGGGGAAAUCGAAAAGAUGUAUCAUGUUGAUAUUUUCGUUUAGGACUAAACUUCUUCA
Messenger RNA from Anopheles maculipalpis, 1376 nucleotides. Its product is annotated as phenoloxidase-activating factor 2-like. NCBI's taxonomy places the organism in Eukaryota, Metazoa, Arthropoda, Insecta, Diptera, Culicidae. Gene Ontology annotation, biological process: proteolysis. Bases 261 to 1361 code for a protein of 366 amino acids. Gene Ontology annotation, molecular function: serine-type endopeptidase activity. The transcript has 5 exons. The record is from RefSeq and is a predicted model, not a curated record.